CAAAAAUGGGAAGCUGCAGUGUGGAUAGGGAGAGGCUUGAGAUGUUCGAAGUUGGACCAUGCAAAGAUGCUUACGAAAUGGGUCUCUUAAUUGGCCAAAGAUUCUCAAAACUCAUAAGGAGUAGAGUGGCCACAGAUCUCAUUCUACAAAAUCAUCUCCGACCCUUUGCCCUUGGCCACACCCCUCAUUCAGAAUCACUUCUCAAAGCACUUUUUCAUGCCAACAAAACCAAAUUCCCAUCCUAUUGGGAUGAACUCUUGGGGACUGCAGCAGGAAGCGGUGUGCCACUUCUUGAUCAGAUUUUACUUAUCAACUUCAGGAAAGAGAUUCUGGCGUUUAUUCCAAAAGAAGGGGCAAAAGGGCCAACUAUGGAUACCUCGGAUGAUUGCUCCGAUGUUGUUGUUGUCGGUGAAUCUAUGGCUAUUGCUGCGCACAAUGAGGAUGCAAAUGUUGCUCUUGUCGGGCACACCUACUUAAUCAAAGGAAUCUUGCCGGAUGGAGUAUUCUUUGUUGGUUAUACUUAUGCUGGGGAGCUUCCAAGCUGUGCAUUUGGCUUCAACAGCCAUGGACUGGCAUUUACUCUGGAUUCUGUACCCCCCGCUGAAGAUGAAAUUGUGGCUGGUGGAAUUGGACGCAACUUCAUUUCUCGAGACCUUCUUGAAGCUGCAAGCAUGGAUGAUGCACUGAGUAGGAUCCAACGGUCAGAAGUUUCUGUGGGACAUUCUUACAACCUGAUAGAAACAAAGACCCGCAGGAUUUUUAACGUUGAAACUGCGUCCAGGAAUCGGAUUUCAAUUUAUGAGGUGGGGGAACAACCUUUCUUCCAUGCAAACAUGUACCUCCACCUUCCUAUUAACCAGGUACACGAUGAGAAUUCAAUGAGCAGGCAGAAAAGAGCAUCUGUUUUGACAAAAAAGUCGAAAGGAGAUUUCCUGUCACUUCUGGGAGAUAUGGAUGACAAACACUAUCCCAUCUACAUGACAGGUCCAUUACUUCACACCCUUUGUACUGCCCUUAUCGAUCUCGACGAACAGACAUUAUCAAUUAUUGAAGGGAAUCCAAAAAAGGGAGCUGUUUCACAUGUUUUCUCUAUCGCCCCUCAAAAGUCACCGUGAUUCUAAAGCAGCCAAAAAGUUCUUGGAAUUGCAAAACAACCUCUUACUGAAUGUUAUCACUCUAAACCAUCAGUUUCCAGACAAUCAUUUUGGGAUGUUUCGUGUCGAAUACUAAUUGAUCAACAUAUUGUCACUGGUUGGUUAGGCGGUGACAUUUUU
This is a messenger RNA of Vigna umbellata (rice bean), 1274 nucleotides long. The record is from RefSeq and is a predicted model, not a curated record. Lineage: Eukaryota; Viridiplantae; Streptophyta; Magnoliopsida; Fabales; Fabaceae.